Messenger RNA from Cetraspora pellucida, 897 nucleotides. Lineage: Eukaryota; Fungi; Glomeromycota; Glomeromycetes; Diversisporales; Gigasporaceae. The record is from the annotation of a GenBank genome assembly.
CCCGCUCAAACCAAAAUUGAUCUUUUUGCGAGAUCCGGUUCUUAUUCAUAUACUAAAGUGAAGAAUGAUAAGCUGACCAAAGCUCUUAUUAUGCGAAAAAAGCUCAAGGAUUCUAUAACAUAUUGUUCACUAACCACCAAUUUGUGGACGUCUCGUAAUAGACAAGGAUACCCUCACACUGCCAAUGUUAUCCAAGAAAAAUUAGAAGAAGUAAUUGAAAACUGGGGUCUCACCGGAAAGCUUGUUGUUGGAAAGGGUUUGAUGCCUGUUGAAAUAAUUACUAAAACUUCAACAUACCUUCGUGCAAAAAUAGAUGUGUCCACUCCAACAUUAAGUGUUUCAAGUACAUCUGAAGCAAGAAAAGAUGCAAGAAGAUUAAAAGAAAUACAAUUAACUGAUAAUGAGUGGGAUUUGAUGCAAGAUAUUGUUAAUAUUUUGGGUUCCUUCUUUGAAGUUACAGAAUUACUCGGUGGUUCCGAAUAUGUUACAUUUUCCUAUAUGAUCCCCUCUAUUUUAGGAUUGAUAGAUAAGUUGGAUUGCUCUACAGACCAUUUAGAUAAAUCGAAUAACAUAAAUUUUGAAAUGCCUAACCUAGUAUUCGACAAUAAUGUUGGAUUUGUUGAUGCACAGGAAGAGGAAGAAGAUGAUGAAGAAUUAUUCCUUGCAUACCUUUUGGAUUCGAGGUUUAAAAAAUUAAGAUUUGCAACAUCAACUCAACAACUCCAACCUUUAGAUUUUAAUGAACAACUUUCAGCUGAAAAUAAUCAGAGGAAAUGCAAAAUCUAUCAAAAAACAUUCAUCAAAUCUCUUUUUAUGCAAAAUACUGUUGAUGAGCCAAUUAAUGAAAUUAUAAGCUUGCAAAACAGUAUCUUGCAAUACCCACAACCUCAACUUCGA